Cercopithifilaria johnstoni is the source of this 1911-nucleotide messenger RNA. The record is from the annotation of a GenBank genome assembly. NCBI's taxonomy places the organism in Eukaryota, Metazoa, Nematoda, Chromadorea, Rhabditida, Onchocercidae.
AUGUUUGACAAAUUAUUCAAAGAGCCAUAUCGCGAAGAACGAAGAAUUCGGCUUGGCCGUUCAAAAUUUAUUGAUAUUUUCUUCUACAGCGGUGUUUACGAUUACCAUUGGCUAAGGAUAUUAAUUAACUUUCCUAUUGGAUUUCUAAUCGCUUUUUUGCUCUACAAAUUUGCCUGGCAUCAAAUUAAUUUUGCUGAGUUUGAUAAAAUUGCGGAACAAAUCUUAAAAUGGUCACUUAUUCUGGCAUGUGCGAUAACAUUUGCAAUUAGUCCGCUAUUUCGCUGCGCAAUCAUCUGCGUUCUCUUUGGUGCCUUGGGUAAAAAUGGUCAAAAUCUUUUGACAGUUAUAGUUUUCAAUAGCUUAAGUGCUGGUCCGAUUGAAAAUAUUGUGGAAAAUUUUCAAGUCAGUACAAAUAUGAUUACCUGUCAUAUCAAGCAAAAAGAAGACAUGAUGACACAACGUAUUGUUAUGGCCACUGGCCCAAUUGAAAGUUUUAUGGCCAAAGAGUUUGGUAAAUCAACUUCAAAAGGACGAAAAGUGAUAGCAAUGUUAAAAUCGUUGGUAGAACCAAUUGAAUAUGAUUUCACGUUAAGUGAUGAAGAUAGGGCCUUGGCAGCAACAAUUGAUGCUGCUGAGGCUCUACAAAGGCGUGAUACAUUGCUUAAUAAAGAACCAGAAAAUGUAAAAGAAGAUGCAGAAAAUAAAAUGCAGAAAUCCGCACCACCGGCCUGGAAUAAAUUAAAAUCAAAACUUUCCAAAUUGCUAUCAAUACGUAUGCACUAUCAAUGUAAUGAAGUCUUCGAUAAAGGAGUGAAGAAAUGUCAUGAUACAUUUCGUGAUAUGAAGAAUAAAUGUUAUUCCAUUCUAUGGUUUUUACCGUUAUUCAAAGGACAUAUUUGUGAUAAAUUUGAUACUCUUCAAAUAUGCCAAGUUUCAAAAAAGGUAACUGAAGCGCUUACAUUUUGUGAUCAAAUGACCAAUCAGGUGUUAUCAAGGACGAAAAAUUUAGACAGCUAUUUAACAGAUGUUCAUAAUUUAACCGAAGAUAUUAUGGAUCAUCUUCGUGUCAAUAUGCAUUAUCGGGCAAUUGUUGAACCUCGCAAUGUACGAAUUUAUGGGAUAAAAGAAGUGAAAUAUCGAAUCGCUCAAAAUUUUCGCUUAUUAAAAAUAAUAUUGAUAACAUUAAAACAAAUUUUGGGUUGCUUAUUUGUUCUUAUGAUUUAUACUAUAUUUCGUGAUUCUGUCACAAUGAUACGUAAUUAUUUGAAUGAUAUUGAUUUUAACAAUGUUUAUUUGACACCUUAUUUUUGGCAUAUUGAUCGUAAACGUCAAAAUGAGAAGAAAAUAUUUCUAUAUCCAUUAAGUAAAGCUGAAAUGCGUGCAAAUAAUUUAAUGACACCAAUUUCGCCUCCAACAAAAGCAGAAAUACGCGCUUCAUGGUUACCACUUGCAAAAUUCACUUUUUUACUUAUUACCGCUUCAUUUGUUGUAUUUAUCGAUUUUGUCUUAUACAAAGUUAUUUAUAAUAUUGAUGGAACUGGAUUUAUAGCUGAUUUAGUGAAAGAAAUGAUCAAUUUUGAUUAUCAUAGCUAUAGAAAUAUGACAAUUUCGCUAGAGGAAUGUAUUUAUAAUCCGGUAUCUCCGGAUUGGUCAUAUGCCGGAAAAUAUAUUUUCUUCCCUCUUGGAAUUAUGUUUCUUCUUCAGGUUGUAUUUGGUUAUGUAAUUAAACGUAUUACUCUUUUUUGCGUGAUUGCAAAUAUUUUUCGAAAACGUAACAAAGCACGUAUCAUACAUCUCUACAACAAAAUGUUAUUUGUACGUACAAAUGCUCGGAAGUUAGCAAGAGCACGCAUACGUUUUCAAGUGGAACGGCGAAUUUUACAACGUGAAGAAAUUCGAAAAAAAAGGUAA